UGUACGUGGGGGAGAGGGAUGCGAGGCCUUUCAUCAGAGACAGGAGGACGUCCACAGCAGCAGAUGAAGCUCCACCAGAACCAUGAGACUCUCAUCAGCCUGGACCACGUUGCUCCUGCUCCUGAUUCAUGGAGCAUCCAGAACCUGCACAGCUAAAAAAUUGGGCGCCAGCAGCACCGGAAGGUUCGCCAACGCCACGCUGGUGCGGCUGUCAGAGUUUCUGAGCUCAGGGUACAAGAAAGGCGUGAGACCGGUGAAGAACUGGAGGACGUCCACCAUCGUGGCCAUUGACCUCAUGGUUUACUCCAUCCUCAACGUGGACGAGAAGAACCAGGUCUUGACGACAUAUGUGUGGUACCGACAGUCCUGGACGGACGAGUUCCUGGUGUGGGACCCAGAGGACUUUGACGAAGUCACACAAGUCUCCAUACCGACGGCCAACGUGUGGGUGCCCGACAUCCUCAUCAACGAGUUCGUAGAUGUGGGGAAGUCCCCGGACAUCCCGUACGUCUACGUCACACACGAAGGACUGGUGCGGAACUACAAGCCCAUCCAGGUGGUCACGGCCUGCACGCUCAACAUCUACAACUUCCCGUUUGAUGUGCAGAAAUGCAGCCUGACCUUCCAGAGUUGGCUGCACACCAUCAAGGACAUCAACAUCACCCUGAUACGAAGCCCCGAGAAGCUCCGCGACGACAAGAGCGUGUUCAUGAACCAGGGAGAGUGGGAGCUGCUCCACAUUCUGUCUAACUACAAGAUCUUCAGCGUGGAUGACGACGACUACUACGCUGAGAUGAAGUUCCACGUGGUGAUCCGGCGGCGGCCGCUGUUCUACACCGUGAAUCUGCUCCUGCCCAGCAUCUUCCUGAUGGUGAUGGACAUCGUUGGUUUCUAUCUGCCUCCAGACAGCGGAGAGAGAGUUUCCUUCAAGAUCACUCUGCUGCUGGGCUACUCGGUCUUCCUGAUCAUCGUGUCCGACACCCUGCCUGCCACAGCCAUAGGAACCCCGCUGAUAGGUGUGUACUUCGUGGUGUGCAUGGCCCUCCUGGUGAUCAGCCUCACGGAGACGGUGCUGAUUGUGCGUCUGGUUCACAAACAAGACCUGCAGCCCCCCGUCCCCCACUGGGUGAAGUACCUGGUGCUGGAACGAGCUCCCGCCCUCUUCUGCAUCAACAAGAAACAUCGUUUCUGCUCCAGACUUUCCACCCAGGCGUCGGACAUGGAGGCCUACAAGGAGAGCAGCUAUGGCACUGCCCAAUGCCCCCUCCACCACACCUGCGAAAUUGACCGGAUGUCCAGCCAUCCCGACAGGGACGGCGGGAUGCUGGGACUGCGCCUGCCCCCCCCCAGGGACAACGCCCCGCCGGUCAUGGACAACAUCCUGCAGGAGGUGACAGCGAUACGCCACUUCCUGGAGAAGAGGGACCGGUGCCGCGAGGUGGCCAAGGAGUGGCUCCAGGUCGGCUACGUGCUGGACGUGCUGCUCUUCAGGGUCUACAUGGUUGCCGUGGUGACCUACAGCAUCACGCUGGGCACCUUGUGGUCGGUGUGGCAGGCCGCCUGAGGUUUACGGCUGAAACGUCUGCUCUUAAAGUUCAGCGGGAGGAAGUUACGACACCGGAGCUGCUGGAGGGAAGAAAGCGAUUGAACAGAGAACCUUCCAGCAGAGGAGGCGACUUGUUUUUAGCUUGAUUACCCCGAAGAAGAGGCUGGAGGUGGUGUAUCGGGGUCCAACAUGGACUGUGUGAGAAGAACUGGAAAACUUCCCUGUGAUGUCACUCACGGGUUUUCUGGAAAGAGCUUCUAAGGCGUCUGAUCUUCGUGGGCAGAGCGGACAUUCCUCUGAUCGUCCGGAACACGGCCCUCUUGUGUCAUCUUAGCUCGGUUGACCUAGCUUAUGCUAACCUGUAAAGUUAGUUCUUAUUACUGUAUUAUUCUGAUUAAAUCUGUCCAAACAUCCUGUCCCAUGUCAGUUAAGCUUCAUCGAGCUUUGUCCUGGGGUCUUUCCAGACCGGCCUACAGUACAACCGGUCCUGGCGGAACAGAAGAGCACCACCGUACCAAUCUUCUUUCAAAUAUGAACCACUCCGCCAGCUCAGAGGUCAAGACAGCGCAGAUAGCGCGUUUUCAGCUGUGCCAGCUGUCAAUCAAAACACUGCUAGUUAUACAGGAAUUCUUUGGUUUAUAUAAAUUAACACGACAUCAUCCACAACAGUUUAUCCCUGUACAGCUGCCUUGGAUGUGAAAUUUACCUGUGGAGUUUUUUUUUUAUUAUAAGACUGUAAAUAUGUUAUUUCUGCUGUAAAGUUGGUCAUUUUGAAGCUGAAGUUUGAACUUUGGUUCCCGGGAGUCUACCAAUCGCUUCUCAAGAUGCUCAAGCACGUAUUUAGCUAAUAAAAAGAAAACAUUUACCAUGUAACUCGGAUAUACUCGACCCAUAGAAACUACAGUACUGAUGUAGUUUAGAGUGUGAAGUUAUUCAUCUAUAUGUUUCCUUUGGUUGUGUUAUUGUGUCAAAAAUAGAUAAUGUGUAAUAAAUGAGAGAAAAUCUUGUAUAUAAUGUACAUGAUAAUAAUAUUGUGAAUGUAAUCAUAACGU
Cololabis saira (Pacific saury) is the source of this 2598-nucleotide messenger RNA. RefSeq names its product 5-hydroxytryptamine (serotonin) receptor 3A (gene htr3a). The record is from RefSeq and is a predicted model, not a curated record. Gene Ontology annotation, biological process: signal transduction; nervous system process; regulation of membrane potential. Lineage: Eukaryota; Metazoa; Chordata; Actinopteri; Beloniformes; Belonidae. Gene Ontology annotation, molecular function: transmembrane signaling receptor activity; neurotransmitter receptor activity; extracellular ligand-gated monoatomic ion channel activity. The transcript has 9 exons. Bases 83 to 1564 code for a protein of 493 amino acids. Gene Ontology annotation, cellular component: postsynaptic membrane; neuron projection; synapse.